This is a messenger RNA of Trematomus bernacchii (emerald rockcod), 916 nucleotides long. RefSeq names its product ras-related protein Rab-18. Gene Ontology annotation, molecular function: GTPase activity; GTP binding. The transcript has 7 exons. Lineage: Eukaryota; Metazoa; Chordata; Actinopteri; Perciformes; Nototheniidae. Bases 129 to 743 code for a protein of 204 amino acids. The record is from RefSeq and is a predicted model, not a curated record.
GUAACAAGACAUUAACCACUAUCUUUGUAGCAAGCUGUAAACAGGAACGCAAGUAACCGAGGAACGCCGUUUUAAGCAGGCUGUUUUAGCCGUUUAUCAAGAGUAACACCGCUCACUGUUCAAGAAAAAUGGAAGACGACACACUAACGACGCUGAAAAUACUGAUAAUAGGGGAAAGUGGUGUUGGGAAGUCAAGCCUUCUUUUGAGAUUCACAGAUGACACAUUUGACCCAGAGCAAACGGCAACAAUAGGUGUUGACUUCAAAGUGAAGACCAUUUCUGUGGACGGAAACAAGGCAAAGCUGGCGAUAUGGGACACGGCGGGACAGGAGCGCUUCCGAACCCUGACGCCCAGUUACUACCGCGGAGCCCAGGGAGUCAUCCUGGUGUAUGAUGUCACACGACGGGAAACCUUCACCAAGCUGGACAACUGGCUCAAUGAGCUGGAGACGUACUGCACGAGGAACGACCUCGUGAAGAUGCUUGUUGGAAAUAAGAUCGAUAAGGAAAACCACGAUCUAGACCGGGCCGAGGGGCUGAAGUUUGCAAGAAAACAUUCCAUGCUUUUUAUAGAGGCGAGUGCGAAGACCCGUGACGGUGUCCAGUGUGCGUUCGAGGAGCUGGUGGAGAAGAUCAUCCAGACCCCGGGGUUAUGGCAGAGCGAGACCCACGGCCGAGGGGUCCAGCUCUCCGACGAUGACGCAGGGGGGGGAAGCUGUGGCGGCUUCUGCUCCCUGGUCUAGACAACGCAUGCAGAUACACACACACACAGCCAAACCCCCCCCCCCCACUGUGUGCUGUCCUGAGCUGAGCUCCCUCCUCAGACAUGAAGGCAGUGGAGGUCUCCCAUCCACACACACACACACACACACACACACACACACACACACACACACACACACACACACACACACAC